Engraulis encrasicolus (European anchovy) is the source of this 2211-nucleotide messenger RNA. Its product is annotated as acyl-CoA dehydrogenase family member 11-like. The transcript is spliced from 16 exons. Gene Ontology annotation, molecular function: acyl-CoA dehydrogenase activity. Lineage: Eukaryota; Metazoa; Chordata; Actinopteri; Clupeiformes; Engraulidae. The record is from RefSeq and is a predicted model, not a curated record. The coding region runs from base 75 to 1997 and encodes 640 amino acids.
ACAACACAGACCCUUAUCGGAAGAAAAGGCAAGAUCAUCAUAGGACUGCCACAGGCCCUUCCCGAGAUCUCCCCAUGGCCCUGGUCUGGUUUGGCCGGCAGGCUGCGAGCACCUCUGGCCGGUGUGUCUGGUGGUUCCCCUUGAGUCGGCCUAUAUCAUGCAGCUGCGGCGUUCACCACCAGCAGCAGCAGAGCUGGACGGACUCCCAUGAGCAGCAGCAGCCGGUGGCAGUAGACCUGCCUGAAGGGCCCGUGUUCUCCCGCUCCUCCAUAGGGACGUUCUUCCAGAACAAGCCCCUGCUGAAAAACCCCUUCCUGGAGGACGCACUACUGCAGAGUUAUUUGCGACGACACUUACCUUCAAGGGAUGUGGAGGAGGACCUCAGGAGGUUUGGCGAGCGCGUGGUGGAGGAGAUUGACGUGCUGGGUCUGGAGUGCGAGGACAACCCCCCGCGCCUGAAGCACUUUGACCCCUGGGGCCGGAGGGUGGACCGCAUCCUCACCUGUCCCGCCUGGUCUCGCAUGAAGGAGAUCUCCGCAGAGGAGGGGAUGGUGGCCGCCGGCUACGAGAGGCGCUACGGCGAGUGGAGUCGGGUUUACCAGAUGUCCAAGAUCUUCCUCUACGCCCCCUCAUCUGGCCUGUACACCUGCCCCCUCGCCAUGACGGACGGAGCAGCCAAAGUCAUUGAGUCAUUAGGUAGGUCUGUGUCAGUGGAAGAGGCUUUUCAGAGACUCACCUCGCGGGACCCCAAACACUUCUGGACUUCUGGCCAGUGGAUGACAGAGCGCAAGGGAGGAUCUGAUGUUGCCUCUGGAACAGAGACCGUAGCCUGGCCACAAGAUGAUGGUACUUACAAGCUCCAAGGCUUCAAAUGGUUCACAUCAGCAACUGACGCAGAUAUGACACUUACUCUGGCACGGAUACCAGACAAAGACGGACAAACUAAACAGGGUAGUGGAGGCCUGUCGUUGUUUUACGCGGAGGUUCGAGACGGGCAGGGCAACCUGAAUGGCAUCGAGGUGCAGAGGCUUAAGGAGAAGCUGGGCACGCGGCAGAUGCCCACCGCCGAGCUGCUGCUACACGGCCUGCCCGCUCACCUGGUAUCAGCUGAAGGGAGAGGGGUGGCCUCCAUUGCUAACAUGCUAACCCUGACGCGGAUCCACAACACGGUAUCGGCGGUGGCGUCAAUGAGAAGGAUCAUCCAGAUGAGCCGAGAGUAUGCAACCAAUCGUUUUGUCUUUGGGAAAUACUUGAAGAGCCAUCCUUUACAUGUGCAAACUAUGGCUAGGAUGGAGGUGGAGACGCGCGCCGCCUUCCUGCUGAUGAUGGAGGUGUGCCACCUGCUGGGCCGCGAGGAGGGGGGCGUGGCCUCAGACAUGGAGCUCCACCUGCUGCGGCUGCUCACCACCGUGGCCAAGCUCUACACGGGCAAGCAGGCUGUGGCUGUGGUCUCUGAAGGAUUGGAAUGUUUUGGAGGUCAAGGUUACAUUGAAGAUACAGGACUGCCCAGGAUGCUCAGGGAUGCACAGGUGUUGAGUAUCUGGGAGGGAACGACCAACAUCUUGGCCCUAGAUGUUCUCCGCUGCAUCUCCAAAACCUCUGGCCAAGUGUUGGACUCGUUUUUUGCUGUCGUAAAGAUGAAGACGAUGGCAGUUCCCGCAGACCAUGCUCUGCUGCCUGCGGUGGGGGCGGUGAACAGCGCCCUCUCUGGCCUGGGGGAGUUCAUGCGCUCAGCUGUCCGAAAGCCACCUGCCGUGAUGGAGAUGGCGGCGAGAGAUCUUGCAUACAGCCUGGCACGCGUCUACAUGGGUGCGCUGCUCAUAGACCACGCCUGCUGGGAGGAGGCGUCUCCUGCUGACGUCUAUGCUGCUCUGAGAUGGUGCGAGCAGGAUCUCUGUCCAGUGGUCAAUAAGAAUGCCAUGGCUAACUACGACCCCAAGACAGCUGCGAUGGAUGCCAGCCUGGUCUAUGGGGGAAGCAGCAGUGUGGAGACAUAAGGACUACUAGAGACCACCUGGCCACUUCACUGACGGUGAAGAAGAAAUGAAGUGCUCUUACCUGCAUGUAGUGCCGCUGUGGAUUUUGCCUUACACCAUAAUAUCAAAUAACCCUAUGAGGAACAAGCGCUAGCUCAAGGAGCAUGAGUUGAUAUAACCAUGGCAAUAGUUUUUUUUAAUGUCCUGGGCUGCGUUUCCAAAAAACUCUUAAGUA